UAAACCUAUAUAAAUACGUUAUUAGCAUAAAUCGUUCUAACAGUAAGUAACAAUGCGGCGAACCGAACGGAUCAGCAGCAGCGGCAGCUUUAAAGCCUAUCAAUGUUUCGUAGUCUCGCUAAUGGCGCUUCGCCUUGCAACAGCUCAGUAUGCAUCACCCACGUAUAAUGGACAUUCAUUAAACAACAACAUUCAACUGCAAUUGCAACGGCUGGGCUAUCCCGAUGCUCCAUUGACCUACAGUCAGACCUAUUCUGCACCUGUGCAGUCCAGGUGGUCUGGUGCGCCCAUUGUUGUCAAUGACGAGGCGAAUAUACUUCAGCAGCAGGAGCGUCAAUAUUCGCCCAUUAAUUACUACAACAAUAGAGAGGUCUAUGCCACGGUGAAGCCGGACAACACGAACCCGUAUUGGUUCAGCAACAGCAACAACAACAACAAUCUGCCGCCCACGCGUGCUGCCAAUCACAAUUACAGCAACAACAACAACAACAAUGACAACAACUAUGGCGCCUACUACUACACACAGCCUCCAGGCCAACAUGAGCUGGACCAACGUGAGCUGCUCACUGUCGCUGAUACCCGGCGACCAGAAGACCAAAUAGUUCGCAUUGGAGGCAGUCGCUCCCUGGCUUACAACAACAACAACAAUAUCUACAGAAACAAUGAAAACUAUGAUGAAGCUGCGCUGUUGCUGAGCCAACGAGAAUUUCAGGCAAAAUAUGCCAAACACUAUUCCGACUAUUUGCGCAAAUAUCCCCGAAGAUUGCAGCCACAAUAUUUCAACACAUUCAUUGACAAAUGAUUAGGAAUUGGUUGUACUCCAAACCUUAUUUAAAGUGUGUCAGCUGAAUAGUAUCCAAAGUGCCAAAAAUACCAUUUGCCGGAGCGUGUGUGCCAAGUAUCUUAAUAGUUGACUAAUCCAUGCCAAGCACAACAAUACAGGGAACGACCC
This is a messenger RNA of Drosophila navojoa, 952 nucleotides long. RefSeq lists its product as uncharacterized. NCBI's taxonomy places the organism in Eukaryota, Metazoa, Arthropoda, Insecta, Diptera, Drosophilidae. The record is from RefSeq and is a predicted model, not a curated record.